GCAGUGGAGGAGGCGAGGAGAGCCGGGUACCGGGCCGGGUGGGGAGAGCCACCACGGGCUCUCCGGGAAGACGCGGAUGAUGAACAAGCUUUACAUCGGGAACCUGAGCCCUGCCGUCACCGCCGACGACCUCCGCCAGCUCUUCGGGGACAGGAAGCUGCCCCUGGCGGGACAGGUCCUGCUCAAAUCUGGCUACGCCUUCGUGGACUACCCCGAUCAGAACUGGGCCAUCCGCGCCAUCGAGACCCUCUCGGGUAAAGUGGAAUUGCAUGGGAAAAUCAUGGAAGUUGAUUACUCAGUCUCUAAAAAGCUAAGGAGCAGGAAAAUUCAGAUUCGAAACAUCCCACCUCACCUGCAGUGGGAGGUGUUGGAUGGACUUUUGGCACAGUAUGGAACAGUGGAGAAUGUGGAUCAAGUUAACACAGACACAGAAACUGCUGUCGUCAAUGUCACUUAUGCAACAAGAGAAGAAGCGAAAAUAGCCAUCGAGAAGCUAAGUGGGCAUCAAUUUGAGAACUACUCCUUCAAGAUUUCCUACAUCCCGGAUGAAGAGGUGAGCUCCCCUUCACCCCCUCAGCGAGCCCAGCGUGGGGACCACUCUUCCCGGGAGCAAGGCCAUGCCCCUGGGGGCUCUUCUCAGGCCAGACACAUUGAUUUUCCGCUGCGGAUCCUGGUCCCCACUCAGUUUGUUGGUGCCAUCAUCGGAAAGGAGGGCUUGACCAUAAAGAACAUCACUAAGCAGACCCAGUCCCGGGUAGACAUCCAUAGGAAGGAGAACUCUGGGGCUGCAGAGAAGCCUGUCACCAUCCACGCCACCCCAGAGGGCACGUCUGAAGUGUGCCGCAUGAUUCUUGAAAUCAUGCAGAAAGAGGCUGAUGAGACCAAACUGGCUGAAGAGAUCCCUUUGAAAAUCUUGGCCCACAAUGGCUUGGUUGGAAGACUGAUUGGCAAAGAAGGCAGAAAUUUGAAGAAAAUUGAACACGAGACAGGGACCAAGAUAACAAUCUCAUCCUUGCAGGACCUGAGCAUUUACAACCCAGAAAGAACCAUAACUGUGAAGGGCACAGCUGACGCUUGUACCAGUGCUGAGGUAGAGAUUAUGAAGAAGCUUCGUGAGGCCUUUGAAAGUGAUAUGCUGGCUGUUAAUCAACAAGCCAAUCUGAUCCCAGGGUUGAACCUCAGUGCACUUGGCAUCUUUUCAACAGGACUGUCUGUGCUGCCUCCACCAGCAGGGCCCCGCGGAGUGCCCCCCACUGUCCCCUACCAUCCCUUCGCCACCCAUUCUGGAUACUUCUCCAGCCUGUACCCACAUCACCAAUUUGGUCCAUUCCCGCAUCAUCACUAUUAUCCAGAGCAGGAGAUUGUGAAUCUCUUCAUCCCAACCCAGGCUGUGGGCGCCAUUAUUGGGAAGAAAGGGGCACAUAUCAAACAGCUGGCUCGAUUUGCUGGAGCCUCCAUCAAGAUUGCCCCAGCAGAAGGCCCAGACGUCAGCGAAAGGAUGGUCAUCAUCACUGGGCCACCUGAAGCCCAGUUCAAGGCCCAGGGACGGAUCUUUGGAAAACUUAAAGAAGAAAACUUCUUUAACCCCAAAGAAGAGGUGAAGUUGGAAGCCCACAUUAGAGUGCCCUCUUCUACAGCAGGCCGGGUGAUUGGCAAAGGUGGCAAAACCGUAAAUGAACUGCAGAAUUUAACCAGCGCAGAAGUCAUUGUGCCUCGUGACCAAACACCAGAUGAAAAUGAGGAAGUGAUUGUCAGAAUUAUUGGGCAUUUCUUUGCUAGCCAGACUGCACAGCGCAAGAUCAGGGAAAUUGUACAACAGGUGAAACAGCAGGAGCAGAAAUAUCCUCAGGGAGGGGCCUCACAGCGCAGCAAGUGAGCCCCCACAGGCACCAGCAAACAACGGAUGAAUGUAGCCCUCCCAACACCUGACACACGAGACCAAGCACAGCCAGCAGAUCGGGAGCAAACCAAAGACCAUCCUGAGGAAUGAGAAGUCUGCGGAGGCAGCCUGGGCUUGCAGAGACCCUGCGGGUCCGGGGGCUCAAGAGGGCAUGGGGAAAGCCAGGUUCCCCAGAACCACCACCUGGCCUGCCCCGCCCUGCCCCCUGCUUCCCCGCUUCUACAGGCUUCUCAGCCACCCACCACCCAUCCACGGAUCUCUCCCCCACUCCCACAGCGCUAUCCCUUUUAGUUGAACUAACAUAGGUGAACAUGUUCAAAUCAAAGCAAAUUUCAUGCCCUUUUCUUUGGGAAAAAGUCACCUCUGUACAUGUGUGUACAUAUUAGAAGGGGAAAGAUGUUAAGAUAUGUGGCCUGUGGCUUCCACAGGGUGCCUGCAUUAAUAUAUUUUAGAAAUAAUAUAUCAGAUAACUAACUCCAAUUUUACCCAAUUAUUAAUUUUGUUUUCUUUUUGAAGAGAAAGCGGGCUUUUCUAGAUUUCAAAGAAUAAAGCCUUUUGGGGGAAGUCUACUGGUGUAAAAAGGAACUUUGAGGCCACCCACACAAAAUUUACUUAGAGGGAAACCCGUCAAAGGACACACUCAGCAGUUCUGGAUCACCUGUGUCUAUCAACAGAAGGGAUACCGUCUCUGGAAGAGGGUACUCGGCCCUCAUCAGCCUUGUCUAACUCACACUCAUUUCUCUGCUUCACAGGUUUUAAACUGGUUUUUGCGUACUGCCAUAUAAUUCUCUGUCUCUCUCUGUUUAUCUCUCCCUUUCUCCCUCCCCUUGACCUCCCCAUUCUUUUUGAUCCCCUCAUCCCUGUCAGUUCCCCUGUAUCUACACCCCACCCCCAGGCAAAGCAGUGCUCUGAGUUUCACAUCACACAAAAGGAACAAAUGCGAAACACACAAACCAGCCUCAACUUGGUUACUCAAAAGAACAAGAGUCAAUGGUACUUGUCCUAGCAUUCUGGAAGAGGAAAAUAGAAACCUAUCAAACCAGCCAGCCAACCAAACACAGAAAAAUUCCAGAAAGAAUGUAUUUUAUCUUUUUACAUUUUGGUGCAUAAACAUUCAGCAGAAUGAUUUCUUUAAAAAAAAAAAUAGAGGAAAAUAGCAAUUUAUAUAAGGUUGUUGGCCCAGGGCAUUAAAUUUACAGAUUUUUUUUUAAAAACAAGAAAAACACACACAAAAAAAAGCUACCUCAGGUGUUUUUUACCUCAGCACCUUGCUCUUGUGUUUCCCUUAGAGAUUUUGUAAAACAGAUAGUUGGAGCAUUUUUUUAUUUUUUUAAUAAAAAUGAGUUGGAAAAAAAAAAUGUCAUCUGCCAGCCUGGAGAAGGUGACAGUCCAAGUGUGUGACAGCUGUUCUGAAUUGUCUUCCGCUAGCCAAGAACCUACAUGGCCUUCUUUUGGACAAACCUUGAAAAUGUUAAUUAAAAAAGAUGACAAAGAAAAACAGAGAGAGAGAAUCGUGGAGAUGUCCUGGAUUUCAAUAGGGUACGCGCCAUUAGUGCUUUUUGUGCUACAAAGGAUGAGCAUGUACUGGUUUAUGUGAAGAAGCUGAUAUAUAUAUAUUCCACCAGACUGCAAUGCCAGUUUCCUCUACUGCAAACAGUGUUCUGUGACAAAAAGGAAAAAAAAAAUCCAGCUAACAAGA
Molecule: messenger RNA, 3599 nt
Organism: Jaculus jaculus (lesser Egyptian jerboa)
Lineage: Eukaryota; Metazoa; Chordata; Mammalia; Rodentia; Dipodidae
Gene: Igf2bp2
Product: insulin like growth factor 2 mRNA binding protein 2
Exons: 16
Coding region: 77-1876 (599 amino acids)
Biological process (GO): nervous system development; regulation of gene expression
Cellular component (GO): cytosol; nucleus; cytoplasm
Molecular function (GO): mRNA 3'-UTR binding
Source: RefSeq, a predicted model, not a curated record